This is a messenger RNA of Myxocyprinus asiaticus (Chinese sucker), 468 nucleotides long. Its product is annotated as 40S ribosomal protein S26-like. Lineage: Eukaryota; Metazoa; Chordata; Actinopteri; Cypriniformes; Catostomidae. Gene Ontology annotation, biological process: translation. The record is from RefSeq and is a predicted model, not a curated record. Gene Ontology annotation, cellular component: ribosome; cytosolic small ribosomal subunit. The coding region runs from base 67 to 414 and encodes 115 amino acids. The transcript has 4 exons. Gene Ontology annotation, molecular function: structural constituent of ribosome; mRNA binding.
CCGCUGUGCAGUAUAUGAAUGACGUAAACACUCUUCCGGUCCUCUCCCAUGCCUCUAUAAAUUAAAAUGACUAAAAAAAGGAGGAAUAACGGUCGUGCCAAGAAGGGACGUGGGCAUGUCCAGCCUAUUCGCUGCACAAACUGUGCCCGCUGUGUGCCCAAGGACAAAGCCAUCAAGAAGUUUGUCAUCAGAAAUAUUGUGGAGGCGGCAGCUGUCAGGGACAUCUCUGAGGCCAGUGUAUUUGACUCCUAUGUUUUGCCCAAGCUGUAUGUGAAGCUGCACUAUUGUGUCAGCUGUGCCAUCCACAGCAAAGUGGUGAGGAACCGUUCACGUGAGGCCAGGAAGGACCGUACUCCUCCUCCACGCUUCAGGCCCACUGGUGGUGCCCCAAGAGCCCCUCCAAAACCUAUGUGAGCUGGAGACAUUUGCUUACAUUUUCAUGUAAAAAAAUAAAAAAAAUGACCAAAA